AUGCGUCUGUUCAGCUUGGCUGUGGAGGAGGAAUUGGAGCGUUCGGAGCCAAACGUCCCGGAAUUACUCCAAAAAACGUGCGUACGGGUGGCACUGGUGAAAGACGUGAGUGCGAAUGCGCUGAAAACUCCCUGCUGGUUCAUGAUCGUCAAUCUGGUGGCGCUUGAUGUACUCCGAACCAAGCUUAACUUCCUCCUUAAUCUCAGUACCAUUUUCACUCAGUCUCGAUGA
Gongylonema pulchrum is the source of this 231-nucleotide messenger RNA. The record is from the annotation of a GenBank genome assembly. NCBI's taxonomy places the organism in Eukaryota, Metazoa, Nematoda, Chromadorea, Rhabditida, Gongylonematidae.